GCGGCGGCGCUCACUUCAGGCGACGAGCCGUACGGAGCAGCCUCUCGCUGGGCGACGUCUAGCGCUGUCCAUCAUGUCCCUGAGGAGCAGCCUCCCGCGUCUCCUCCAGACGCAAGUGCAUUCCAUCCUGAAGAAGUCCGUCCACUCCGUGGCUGUGAUCGGAGCCCCGUUCUCAGGGGGACAGAAAAGAAAAGGAGUGGAAUAUGGUCCCGCUGCUGUAAGAGAAGCUGGCUUGAUGAAAAGGCUCUCCAAUUUGGGUUGCCACCUCAAAGACUUUGGAGAUUUGAGUUUUACUCCAGUCCCCAAAGACGAUCUCUACAACAACCUGAUAGUGAAUCCUCGCACAGUGGGCCUUGCCAACCAGGAACUGGCUGAGGUGGUUAGUAGAGCGGUGUCAGGUGGCUACAGCUGCGUCACAGUGGGAGGAGACCACAGCCUGGCAAUUGGUACCAUUAGUGGCCACGCCCGGCACUGCCCAGACCUUUGUGUGAUCUGGGUUGAUGCCCACGCUGACAUCAACACACCCCUCACCACUUCAUCUGGAAAUCUCCAUGGGCAGCCAGUUUCAUUUCUCCUCAGAGAACUACAGGACAAGGUACCACAACUCCCAGGAUUUUCCUGGAUCAAACCUUGUGUCUCUUCCUCAAGUAUUGUGUAUAUUGGUCUAAGAGAUGUGGACCCUCCUGAACAUUUUAUUUUAAAGAAUUAUGAUAUCCAGUAUUUUUCCAUGAGAGACAUAGAUCGACUUGGUAUCCAGAAGGUCAUGGAACAGACAUUUGAUCUGCUGAUUGGCAAAAGACAAAGGCCAAUCCAUCUGAGUUUUGAUAUCGAUGCAUUUGACCCUACACUGGCCCCAGCCACAGGAACCCCUGUUGUAGGGGGACUGACUUAUCGAGAAGGCAUGUAUAUUACUGAGGAAAUACACAAUACAGGGUUGCUGUCAGCACUGGAUCUUGUUGAAGUCAAUCCUCAGUUGGCUGCUUCAGAGGAAGAAGCCAAGGCUACAGCAGGCCUGGCAGUGGAUGUAAUUGCUUCAAGUUUUGGUCAGACAAGGGAGGGAGGGCACAUUAUCUAUGACCAGCUUCCUACUCACCAGAUGAAUCAGAAAGUGAAGAACGUAUGAAAAUUUAGGAAAUACUGCGUUUGUCAAAUAUACGUUUGUCAUAAUGAGCAUUCCGGAGUUGUGAGGCAUUUGACUGCACAGAUACUAAAGGUUGUCUGGGUCAAUAUUGCCUUAAUGAGAACAUCUGUGCAUUCUCACAAUUGUAAAGUUUCCUUCCCCUCUCCACUUUGGUGACCAAUAACACUAUUGUAAAUGUAUUUGGUUUUUUGUAGUUCACGGGGUAUUAAUAUGUUGAUGUACUAUGUAAAUUUAAAGUCAUAAACAGCAUUUAUUACCUUGGUAUAGCA
Diceros bicornis minor is the source of this 1410-nucleotide messenger RNA. RefSeq names its product arginase 2 (gene ARG2). The record is from RefSeq and is a predicted model, not a curated record. Gene Ontology annotation, molecular function: manganese ion binding; arginase activity. Gene Ontology annotation, cellular component: cytoplasm; mitochondrion. The transcript is spliced from 8 exons. The coding region runs from base 74 to 1123 and encodes 349 amino acids. NCBI's taxonomy places the organism in Eukaryota, Metazoa, Chordata, Mammalia, Perissodactyla, Rhinocerotidae.